Cynoglossus semilaevis (tongue sole) is the source of this 1715-nucleotide messenger RNA. RefSeq names its product family with sequence similarity 210 member B (gene mims2). The record is from RefSeq and is a predicted model, not a curated record. Gene Ontology annotation, cellular component: mitochondrion. NCBI's taxonomy places the organism in Eukaryota, Metazoa, Chordata, Actinopteri, Pleuronectiformes, Cynoglossidae. The coding region runs from base 142 to 1041 and encodes 299 amino acids. The transcript is spliced from 3 exons.
AUCGGUCACCAUCAGGAGCAGGAGGAGGGGGAGGAGGACACAGCACAGCAUGUUUACAGUUCACUUCAUGUUGUCAACCAUCCGCCAGUGUUAUUUAAAUUUAUCGGAUUAACUGAAGUCGGUUGGAGGAGGUGGAGGACGAUGCUACGGUGUGUCGCAGGGCGGCUGUGUGCCCCGGCUCUGGAGCAGACUCUCGGCUUACACAAAGCAAACAGAGCGAGGUGCGUCACCCUGACAUUACACAAGGGUCAUACGUUUGAGUGCAGCAGCCGGUCUCUGUGUGGAGUCUCUGUCGGGUCAACACCUGCGCACCUGAGGAAGCGGCUGCCGCAAACUGACAGCUGUGGAGCAGCCGGGUUCGUACCCGCGGACUGGAGACGUUUGGAACGAGUCUUGGACAGUGAGGGCGGGCAUUUAGAUUUAAUCUGGCCGUGGUCGCUCGGCUGGAGAAGGCGCCACAGCCCCCUCAGCAGCAGAGCGGAGCCUCUGGGUCAUGUUACGUUCACAGGUAACGGAGGAGUCUCCAUCAGCAGGACCAUGCACGUCAGAGCUUCCUCCACGGCUGCAGCUCCCAGGAGGAGCGACGACAGAGAGGAGGUCUCCACUACAGGCACUAACUUGACGGAGGAGCGAAAUCUGAAGGGCUCGUCUACCUCGUCCCCAUCUCGUGAAAAGGCCCCAGAGAGUUCUGAGCCAGAAGGAGGGAAGCCCAGCAAGACCCAGCAGCUGAAGAAAGUCUUCAAGGAGUACGGAGCAGUCGGAGUUUCCUUUCACAUCGGGAUUUCCCUCAUGUCUCUGGGAAUGUUCUACCUCCUCAUAUCCAGUGGGCUCGACAUGGCCGCCCUGCUGUGCAAACUGGGCUUCAGCGAGGCGGUGGUCCAGUCAAAGAUGGCAGCGGGCACCAGUACGUUCGUCCUGGCCUACGCCGUUCAUAAGCUCUUCGCUCCGGUACGCAUCAGCAUCACGCUGGUGUCCGUGCCUCUGAUCGUGCGCUACUUCAGAAAGACUGGUCUCUUUAAACCUCCGCCACCUUCGCCCUGAUGAUGACAGAGUCUUCACGGUCUAAACACAGGUUUCGUUUUUAUCUCAUUGCAUUAGUGAAUUCAGCUCAAAUGUUUCCAGCGUUAGUUCUCGUUUCAAAGUAACACGAAGUGGUUCCUCAGACAGCCACGUCUUACUGUGAGUGUUUCCCCGACCCUGAAGCUAAAAGCACAGAAUGGUUUUUAAAGCUCAAAUGUUUGAAGAAGUCGAGAGUUAGAGCGGUAAUCUCUACUCCGGCCGCCUUUCUCUCUCACUGUGAAGGUUGCCCAGAGGUGUGAAAAGACAAAAGCUGAUGUCUCCACCACCACUGCCUCUGAGCGCUGACGAGGCCAUGUUCUGGUGCUGUGUGAAUCAGCAGAAACAAUUCAAGGAUCUCCGUUUCCUACCUCCAUCCUCUCUCUCUGCCCUUCUUCCUCUUUUCAUACUCGGCCCGGAUGUUCUCAGCGUUUGUUUUUACAACUUUUUACUCCUUUCCUUUAGCUGCUUUGCUCAUCUUCCGUGUUCCCCCCGGCUCUUCUCCUUCUUCUUGUUUUCUCUUUGCUAAUGCCACUGCCCUCUGUGUAAACGCAUUAAUCUCAGUGAGAGGAGUUGCAAACCCCGGAUAAGGACGUUUUUUUUUUCUGUUUUUUUUUUCCUUUGGACUUGUGAUAUUAAAAUAGACCUGAAAUUGUCUU